This is a messenger RNA of Pocillopora verrucosa, 570 nucleotides long. NCBI's taxonomy places the organism in Eukaryota, Metazoa, Cnidaria, Anthozoa, Scleractinia, Pocilloporidae. The record is from RefSeq and is a predicted model, not a curated record.
AUGAAAAACAGUGGCAAAAGAAAUAUAGAACUGACAUAUUUUUUGGCAGCUGUAGGAGGGCCCGAUGUGGGCAAAUCGCACUUGCUGAACAGAUAUGUUAAUGGCAAUUCUCAUGACACCGAAACUUUUCGCGAAGCGAACAUCCUUCUUAAAAGAGUACGUCUGGAUUAUGACACGAUAGUAACACUUCUAAUGUGGGAUAUUUCUGUUUCGCGCUCAUUCCUCGCGAAAGGAAACGUUCUUGUUGUGUAUGACAUAACACAGAGACGUUCAUUUGAGAAAGCAAAGGAGUUGGUUGAUGAGUUCGCUCAACGGGCCGGGCCAGGUGCCUUUGUAGCUCUUGUGGGGAAUAAAGCGGAUCUUGAAAGUAGAAGGGAGGUGUCUUUUAAGGAAGCUCAGGAUUAUGCAGACGGAAACAAUAUAGUUGAGAUUUUUAUGGAAGUGUCAGCACUUACAGGCGAAAAUGUGGAAGACCUUUUCUCCAAAUCAGUAUUUGGAACACAAGAGUACCUUUGGACAGUGUAUUUUGAUCUUCCAAGUAUGAGUACUCCUGAGAAGUUUUUACUGAAG